AUGCAGAAACUGUCUGAUGGAGUUGUGAAAACGAAAGAUGGUCACUCCUUUGCCAUUCACAGAGUUUUACUAUUUCAACGAAGCGACUAUUUUAAAGCACUCUUCAUGUCCAACAAUUGCCAGCGAACUGAGUUUGUGAUCCCUGGAAUCCAAGGAACAACGCUGAAUGAAAUACUGAGAUACCUUUAUACGAAUGAAAUUCAUUUGAGAGAUGAAAACGUCAAAGACAUCCUAGUGGCAUCUGAUUAUCUUUUGCUCGACCACUUAGUUGAAGAAUGCCGAAUAUUUGCCAUGCAAAAGAUGUCAGUCCGAAAUUGCCUGCCAUUGUUCAUUGCUUCGUGGGAGGUUGGUAGAAUUCACCUGAAUAAGGAAUGCUAUAGAUUUGUUCAAACGCAUUUCGAGUCAGUCCUACAUGAGCACAGAUCAGUCAUUGGUGAACUGUCACUUCAAGCUCUAAAGCAAUUUUUGGGCGAUAAAAGUCUCAAUGUUUCCGGAGAGAAAGCUGUGUGGCUGGCUAUCGUUAACUGGGUUGAAAAAGACAUGUCUCAGAGACAGCAGCACAUUCCCGAACUUUUGACGAACAUUUCACUAGAAGACACUGAUGAAGAUCUAGCUACUGAAAUUCUACAUCAUGACUUCAUCCAGAAAAAUCCAUUUUGCUUUGACCUUCAUUUUGAUAGAAAUCCGAAUGCAUUUAGCAUCCGAAAAGUUAAGUUCCUGUCAAACUUUAUUAAAAAUCAACCGAGUAAAGAUUUCGCAGUAAAUAACUGCAGGUUACCAAAAUGUCUGUACGUUAUCAUCAACUACUUCGCUAGCCACAACACAGAUGGAAUCAAGUUGUACCUCACCUAUGAUCAAGAGAUAGAUUUAUGGAGAAACAUUGGGGAAGUACGAAUGUGCCCUGAUAACUUUAUAUCGAUAGGUAGAUUUUUGUAUGCGUUCGCUUCAUUUGAAAAUCAUUACGAGAGGUACGAUUUAGUGAAUAAAGAAUGGUCUCCCAUGGCACCUAUGACAUUUCUCCGGCACCAGUUUUGCGUGGUGCGGCAUGAUAAUUAUAUAUACUCCGUAGGAGGACUAAUAUAUGAUCAUCAAGUUACAGACUUCGUCGAAUUUUAUGAUCCUAAUACGGAUGUUUGGUCAGAGGCAACUAGCAUGAUGGCUGUGGAUUCCUGUUGUGCUGCAUCGGUUAAAGGAUGCAUUUACGCUAUUGGAAUUUGGACUGAUGUAGAAGGUGAAAGGAUAAUGGUCCAAGCUUACUAUCCAGAGUUUAAUACCUGGCAACAAAUGAGUGCUCCAAAUACUUUUCGGCGUAAUUUUACUCUUGCUGUGUUUGAUGAGAAACUAUAUCUUAUUGGUGGUGAAGACGAAACAGGGUUCUUGAAAACUGUCGAAGAAUAUGAUCCUUCGAGCAAUUCUUGGCGCCAACACGUAGAUUUGCCUUUUGCUUAUUUCCUACCAAAGGCGGUCUUGCUGAAAGAAUCUUUGAUAGUAUAUGAUAAUCACGCAGAAGAUCGAUGGUAUUAUCACACUAAUCCUCCCGUUCAAUGGGAUAGAUCUGAAGCUUGUUGGAAGAUUGUAAAUGUUUCUUCUCAACUGCAAAACCUCCAUUUAUAUCAGUUUUGCUGCUUGGAAGACGUAGAAACCAUUCGAGUCCUUAUGAAUCAGUGCAGGGUAGAAGACGUCGAGUUUUCCAAAAGCCCAUUUUCACAAGCAUUUUUAAACUCUUAA
This is a messenger RNA of Uloborus diversus, 1728 nucleotides long. Its product is annotated as kelch-like protein 17. The coding region runs from base 1 to 1728 and encodes 575 amino acids. The record is from RefSeq and is a predicted model, not a curated record. Gene Ontology annotation, molecular function: protein binding. The transcript has a single exon. NCBI's taxonomy places the organism in Eukaryota, Metazoa, Arthropoda, Arachnida, Araneae, Uloboridae.